Messenger RNA from Guillardia theta CCMP2712, 548 nucleotides. RefSeq lists its product as hypothetical. Lineage: Eukaryota; Cryptophyceae; Pyrenomonadales; Geminigeraceae. Gene Ontology annotation, cellular component: cytoplasm; nucleus. Gene Ontology annotation, molecular function: protein binding. Bases 1 to 492 code for a protein of 163 amino acids. The record is from RefSeq and is a predicted model, not a curated record. The transcript has 7 exons.
AUGGGUUGCUGCGAAUCCUCCAACAGGAGGAAAAUCGACGAAGCGCUCAAUCCUAUCAUGGGGACGGCUGGUCAAGAUCAGCUUGUCCCUCUGAUGAGCGAAGCAGCGUUCAAGGGUGACAUCUCCACCAUGGAGCGACUUGUAGCGAAGGGAGCGCUGUACGAUCGAACGCCCCUGCAUUUCGCAGCUUUCAAUGGCCAUGUCGACGCUGUCAAGUGGCUGAUCAAUAAGGUCGCUGGAAUGGUGAAUGGGUUCACUCCCUUGUUUGCUGCUUGUGAGAACAACGAUCUGGACGUAGCUAAAGUGUUGGUAGAAGCUGGGGCAGACACCAAUGCCAAGUCCAGGGACGGACGAACACCGAUUCAGCAUGCUCUCCAUCACAACAGGACAUACGUCGCCGACUACCUUUACCAAGUGCAACAGUCUCGAUCCCCCUCCAAGAGCUCGGGGGGCUACAGCAACGGAAACGCCUACCCUCAACAAAUCGUCUGAUCUUGCUCCCACAUCUUCUUACCCUCUCAUCCUCGUGCUGUUGUACUAUACUUUCC